Coniosporium apollinis CBS 100218 is the source of this 1755-nucleotide messenger RNA. RefSeq lists its product as uncharacterized. The record is from RefSeq and is a predicted model, not a curated record. The coding region runs from base 1 to 1755 and encodes 584 amino acids. The transcript has a single exon. Lineage: Eukaryota; Fungi; Ascomycota; Dothideomycetes.
AUGUUGUUCUCACGUCUGUUUGCCCUGUCAUCCGCACUUUCUGUAGCCGUUGCCCAGUAUAAGGGCUUCAAUUACGGCAAUGUUUUCAUGAACGGCGCUCCGAAGCAGCAGGUCGACUUCGAGAAUGAAUUCAACACGGCUAAGAACCUUAUUGGCACCUCCGGCUUCACCAGUGCCCGUCUUUAUACCAUGAUCCAGGCCGGAACCGCCAACACCCCAAUCUCAGCCAUCCCGGCCGCCAUCAACACGCAGACCUCUCUACUGCUUGGCCUUUGGGCGUCUGCUGGUCAAGGCAGCUUUGAUAAUGAGGUCGCGGCUCUCCUCGCCGCCAUUGCACAAUAUGGCACUGCCUUCACCGACCUCAUUGCCGGCAUCUCCGUCGGCAGCGAGGACCUCUACCGCAUAUCGCCUACCGGUAUCAUAAAUCUGUCUGGUGCUGGUGCCAACCCUGACACACUAGUCAGCUACAUCAACCAGGUCCGAAGAGCCAUUGCCGGCACUGCUGCGGCCAGCAAGUCUAUUGGCCAUGUCGACACCUGGACUGCAUUCGUGAACGGCUCCAAUAACGCUGUGAUCAGCGCAUGCGACUGGCUUGGGAUGGACGCGUACCCGUACUUCCAGAACACCCAGGCGAAUUCGAUCGAAAACAGCUACGAGCUCUUCUUCGAAGCGUACGAUGCUACCGUCGCCGUUUCUCAGGGCAGGCCCGUGUGGGUAACUGAGACAGGCCAUCCCGUGAGCGGUCCGCAACAGAACGAGGCUGUCGCCAACCUUGCCAACGCAGAAAGGUAUUGGGAGGAAGUCGGUUGCGCUCUCUUUAACAACAUCAAUACGUGGUACUACACCCUCCAGGAUGCUGCUCCGGAUGUUCCCAGCCCCAGCUUCGGCAUCGUUGGCUCGACCUUGAGCACCACGCCACUCUUCGACCUGAGUUGCCCCGCAGGCUCACCCGGUGCCGGAUCGGGCUCGAUUCCGUCCAGCUCGGCCGCUUCAUCGCCGGCCAGCAGCGCGACUAGCGCUUCCGCACCCAGCUCUACCGCUAGCGUCCCCUCAGCAUCCGGCACCACAGAAACAGCCGUCACCGCAAUCACGCCCGUUCCCGGCCCGUCGCUUGCUCCCAGCGGUUCCGUCUCAUCCGCUAUCCCAAGCUCCGCUGCUCCAAGCCAGCCAGCAGGCAGUCCAUCAGCCGGGACCACCCAAGCCCCAAGCGCCGCACCCUCCACCCUGAUAACCGUCACCCAGCCCGCCACCUCGUUACCAGCACCCUCAAGCUGCCCAACGACCCUAACAACCCCCUUCGAAUAUCCCCACCUCAUCGUCCCCGUCGACGCCUCCCAGCCCAACCGCGCCUUCGGCACGAGCUACAACGGCCGCUUCUCGCCCGCAAUCUCCACCCUCUUCAACUUCGACAUCCCGGCCGCGUAUGCUGGGCGGACGUGCUCGCUCGUCUUCUUGCUGCCGAGCAGGGAGCAGCUCGUCAGCUCGAGCUUUACGCUGAGCGGUGCGGGCGGGUUGGUUGUGGAUGCGUUGGCGGUGCCGGCGACGGAGGGGACGAGCUUUGCGAUUGUGCCGGCGGGGACGAGGAUUGGUGGCGUGGAGAGCGUGAGGCCGGGGAAUGGGUGGGUGGUGGCUAGUGGGGCUUGUAGGGCGGGGGAGAGGGUGGGGUAUAGAGUUGGUGCUACGGGGGGGCUAGAUCUAGAGUAUUUCCAGAAUUCUGCGAUGGCGCCGAUUGGGUUGUAUGUUACGGUUUGUUAG